CAGCAAAAAAUGGAUCAUUACAAAAUAUUAGGGUUAACACGAAGCGCAACGAAAGAACAAAUCAAACAAGCGUUUCGUAAAUUAGCAAUGGAAUUUCACCCAGACAAACACGCACAUUCUUCGAAUCAAUUAAAGGAAAACGCUACACUCAAAUUCAAGCAAGUUUCUGAAGCUUACGAGACUCUAAUCGAUGAUCGCAAACGCGCUGAUUAUAACAUCCGUUAUAAUAAUAGUUACCGCAAUUCUGGGAGUAAUUACGGCGGUAAUAGUGAUUAUUAUUACCGUAAUAAUAAUUAUCAGAACAGUUAUAAUAGGAAUAGUUAUGGUUAUGGAGGUUCAGCUAGCAUUGUUACCAAAUUUGAGAUGGUUUUACGGUACAUGACAACAAGGGCGUUUCUCCUUAAUGCUGCUCUUGCUGGUGUAUUGCUAGGUGCAACAUAUGUAGUUGAUGCAGGUGGGGAGGCACUAUGGAAGAUGCAAAAUUCUGGAAAAUCGUUUGAAGAAGCAAUGGAAUCUGUAGAAAAAGCUAAAGCAUUUGAUGACAAAAGAUGAAGGGGUUCUGCUGUAUAGUUGUUUGCUUUUGCUGAUGUAUUCGAAAUUGCUCCUGGACACCCUACAUCAUACCUUCUGAGACGGAAUAUAAGCUAUUGCAAUUUGCAAAUGGCUGAGCUGAGAUCUUCAGUUGCAAUCAGAAUUGCUCAAACUUAUGACAAAAACAGAAGGGACAGAUAGAAGGAAUUUGGUAAGGGAGUAGAGCAUCGAUGCAUCCUUGUAUAAAAGAAACAAAUUGUAUUGAGUUGCAUUGCUAUUCUUGCAUCGUGAAAUACUAUAAUAAUGGUAACUAAAUAAAACGUGUGCAUAGAUGUAGUCAACUUGUAUAAAACAUUAAGUCUUAAUGA
This is a messenger RNA of Lycium ferocissimum, 899 nucleotides long. RefSeq names its product chaperone protein dnaJ 72-like. Bases 10 to 552 code for a protein of 180 amino acids. The record is from RefSeq and is a predicted model, not a curated record. Lineage: Eukaryota; Viridiplantae; Streptophyta; Magnoliopsida; Solanales; Solanaceae. The transcript has 3 exons.